This is a messenger RNA of Penaeus monodon (black tiger shrimp), 975 nucleotides long. Its product is annotated as huntington interacting protein related 1-like. The annotation marks the transcript as partial. The record is from RefSeq and is a predicted model, not a curated record. NCBI's taxonomy places the organism in Eukaryota, Metazoa, Arthropoda, Malacostraca, Decapoda, Penaeidae. Gene Ontology annotation, biological process: actin filament organization; clathrin coat assembly; endocytosis. Gene Ontology annotation, molecular function: actin filament binding; phosphatidylinositol-3,4-bisphosphate binding; phosphatidylinositol-3,5-bisphosphate binding. Gene Ontology annotation, cellular component: actin cortical patch; clathrin-coated vesicle. The transcript is spliced from 6 exons.
AUCUUGUAGCAGCCUUAGAAGUGUUUGCCAAGAAGUGCAUGGAAACCAUGGAGAGAAUACGCUCCAAGGAAAGCAUACAGGACAUUCCUCUCAUAAAGGAGGAGUUUGAAAGGUGUUGCACACUAGUGUCUCUUUGUGAGGAUCAGAGUCCAAGAGAGGAGGACAUGGCAGAGGUUGUACAGCGGGAGAUGGAGGCAAUGGACUUGGCCAUUAGAGAUGCUGUUGAUAAGUUUACUCGACUCCUAGAGAACUCCAGAGCAAAUGACACUGGAAUGCAGCUUGAGGUCAAUGAAAGUAUCCUGGGAACCUGCAGUGAUCUCAUGGCAGCAGUAAGACAGUUAGUCGUAAGGGCGUCAGAUUUGCAGAGAGAGAUUGUUGCUGCUGGGAAAGGGGGAGCCUCACCUCGAGAGUUCUACAAACGCAACCACCGCUGGACGGAGGGCCUUCUCUCGGGUGCUAAGGCUGUUGCAAUUGCCUGCCAGGCUCUUAUGUCUGCUGCUGAUCAAGUUGUAAGUGGAAAAGGAAAGUUUGAGGAAGUCAUUGUGGCAUCACGUGAGAUUGCUGCUUCUUCUAUGCAGCUGGUCAUGGCUUCAAGGGUGAAGGCUGAUAAGUCUAGCCAGAAAAUGGCUGACCUCAGUACUACUGCCAAGCAAAUUUCAACUUUGACAGGAACAGUGGUGGCAACUGCUGAAAACUGUAGAGACAAGAUUUCUACUGCUUCAACCCUAGAUUUUUCCAAAUUGAGCUUGCACUCGGCAAAACGCUUGGAAAUGGAAACCCUAGUGAAGAUGCUGGAGACAGAGAAGCAGCUGGAGAAUGAGCGGACUAAGCUAGCAGAACUACGCAGACACCAUUAUAAGCUUGCUGGAGAGCUUGAAGGAUGGGAUGAAGAGGAUAUCCCAAAAUAGGAGGCUGAAGUGAUGACUUCUAGGUAGAGCUAUAAUGUAAAAGAGACUAUUUUGUAUACUGAAUAUU